Messenger RNA from Symbiodinium pilosum, 368 nucleotides. Lineage: Eukaryota; Dinophyceae; Suessiales; Symbiodiniaceae. The record is from the annotation of a GenBank genome assembly.
GCAUCUAUGAAGUGGUGUUGAACCUCAGCGCCGGCUUCCACGAGUUCAAGUUCAUCAACAGCAAUACCUGGGAGAAUGUCGAGGAAGUGCCGUUUGGAUGCAGCGAGCAGCAAUCGGGGCACUUCAAUCGCUACCUUUCCAUACCAGAUGGUGCGACUUCAUUUGAGUAUCACGUUUGCUUCAAUGCCUGCGAGCCUUGCAACCAAUUGCCUCCUUGCAAGCUCUUCACAUGUCCAAGCUGGAUGCUUCACCGGCCAGAAGCACUGGAUCUCAUCGCUACAACCACAGCAGAGUGCUGUGUGGAUGGCUCCUCCAACUUGAUGGACGUCGUGAUCAGGAGUGCCGGCUAUUCCGAUGGGAACGAGGCA